UCUGGUGCAUACGCGGUUCGCCAGCAUGAAAAUAAGCUUCGGAAUAUCGAAACCGUCUGCUAAGCAACCGCCAGCAACACGUGUGCUAGCGCCAAAGGCAACUCAUUUUUUUGAAGCUGACGAUCCAGCAGCGCCCUCAGUUGAACGCGUGAAGGUAACUGAGAUUGCCGGCAAUUGUAUGCAAAUAGUGAAAGAUGGCGUGUCAGUGAGCCGCUCUUUAGUAGAAGAUCCUACAUUAUCGCAUAGUGUCAUACCAUGUACCAACAGACUGGAUAAAAAUGACAAAUCAACAACACAAAUCGGUCCUAUUGACCUAAAAUAUGGACUCAAUGUAAUACCGAAAACCGACUCCAGCCGAGAUGCAGCACAGAGCACUGGAACUACCACUGUAACUAAUGCAGUCCCAUCACCAGUGGAAGCCACUGAUAUACCCAGUGAACCAGAGCCCACUUCCACGGAUCAAAGUAUCUCAACUAAGGGCGAAUCAAAUGAAGCACUGGGUGCUGAGGAUCACACCGAUAUCAGUGACGCUGAAGUUGCACGACUGAUAUUACACGAUCAGGAGCAACAGAAGCUUAGGGAACAGCUGUUUGGCACUGACCUUAUCGAACAAGCUUCGAACACAGUACCAAUACUGCUUCGAGGCAAACGAGAUCACGAGGAUACCGAUGUGGAACCGUCAUAUGAAAAUGUAGCCGUUGAGGAAUUUGGCCUGGCAAUGCUAUUGGGGAUGGGCUUCAACCCAGCGACGAACACGAACAAACCGAAGGAAUACAAACGCCGUGCCUAUGAUCGUGCUGGUUUAGGGGCUGAUGCCCAUAUGAAGCGGAAUAUGGCAACACUCACGGAUGCCAGCUUAAUGGCCAAACUUAAAAAGGACCACAUGUACCAUUAUGCCCAUGACCCAGGAGGACCGGGGGAGGCUAGCUGCUGGGUAUUGUCUGGACUCUAUGUACGAGUUGUGGAGCGCGACCACCGCUUAUUUGGCAAGAAAGGCAUUGUAAUACAAGUAGUUGAACGCGUGGUCACACUGGAAGUCAACGGAGAGCACGUAGAUAUCAAUUACCGUGGCCUGGAGACAGUGGUUACCCAGGAAGCCACCCAAUGCAAGGUUGUACGCCAAAUAGCUAAGCAUAGCGAAAAGUUCUAUAUACCCAUUGGCACUGUAGUAGACGUGGCCGUAGUCACGAAGACGUUUGCCAAGGUUACGUUCAGAGGAAGCACAUUUACAGUAUCAUUGGAUGAUAUAUGCGAGUUCAGGUAGCCACGGUCGGGAAUAGCCUGACCAAUCAAU
Molecule: messenger RNA, 1294 nt
Organism: Babesia bovis T2Bo
Lineage: Eukaryota; Apicomplexa; Aconoidasida; Piroplasmida; Babesiidae
Product: DExH-box splicing factor binding site family protein
Exons: 1
Coding region: 26-1264 (412 amino acids)
Biological process (GO): mRNA splicing, via spliceosome
Cellular component (GO): spliceosomal complex
Source: RefSeq, a predicted model, not a curated record